Molecule: messenger RNA, 1320 nt
Organism: Callorhinchus milii (elephant shark)
Lineage: Eukaryota; Metazoa; Chordata; Chondrichthyes; Chimaeriformes; Callorhinchidae
Gene: ap4s1
Product: adaptor related protein complex 4 subunit sigma 1
Exons: 7
Coding region: 597-1031 (144 amino acids)
Biological process (GO): vesicle-mediated transport; protein transport
Cellular component (GO): intracellular membrane-bounded organelle
Source: RefSeq, a predicted model, not a curated record
CAAACUUCAUGACCAGUUAACUCUGAUUCACCAACGCGAUUAAAGCUUGUUUACUUUUGGUCUUCCACCCAUCAGGCUGUACAAUCCCUUAGGUAAAUGUACUUUUUAAAUCUUAGCUGCCAAUUGUCGGUGCUGUGCUUCAGAAACGUGAAUUUAAGUGUUAUAAUUUAUACACAGAAAGCACUGGGCAAACAGAUCAGCAAUUUCAAAACAACUACAAUUUGGCUGACACCUCUGGCGAAACUACACCAUUCGCUGUGGCAAAACUUUGCCGUCACUUUCCCCACUUCCCAGAUCGUGACGGAACGGUUCGAAGCAGAAGUUUAAUUAGUUAACACCGAGUUUCAGGUAAAACUGCAGAAUUGGGAGCCCUGCGUCACACGGACGGUUUGCCAAAUGCGGACCAAGCCAGGAUCACACAAACAACCCACAUCAGACAGAUGAGUAAGUAGCCAAAUGGUAGAGAAAGCUACAACAGACGACAUCGCUGCAGCAAGUAAACAGAGAAUAUAUUUGUUGAAAGACAGGAAUACGCUGAACCACAAAGAACAGGAUCAUUUCCCUCAGUUCAAACAUUUUUCGAACAUUGCGCCAAGAUGAUUAAGUUUUUCCUUCUAGUGAACAAGCAAGGACAAACAAGACUCUGUAGAUACUAUGAAACUAUGGAGAUCCACAAAAGGACCCUGUUAGAGGCUGAUGUCAUUAAGAAGUGCCUGUCACGUUCAAAGGACCAGUGUUCCUUUGUUGAAUACAAAGAUUUCAAACUUGUGUAUCGUCAAUAUGCCGCCCUCUUUGUUGUGAUUGGAAUUGAUGCGACAGAGAAUGAACUGGCUGUGUAUGAACUUAUACACAAUUUUGUAGAGGUUCUGGAUAAAUACUUCAGUAGAGUGUGCGAGUUGGAUAUCAUGUUUAAUUUAGAUAAAGUCCACAUCAUCCUGGAUGAAAUGAUUUUAAAUGGCCGUGUCGUGGAGACAAACAAGACCAGGAUCCUUGCUCCUCUGGUUGCCCUGGACAAAAUGACUGAAAGCUAAAAGAGGAAAUGGCUAAAUGCUUGAAGAUUGCAAUCCUAUUACAACAGGAUGAUACUUGUUUUAUGCCCCUCCCCCCAUGAAUGUAUUAUCAUCAUCGAGGCUUUGUUUUACUACCUGAGAUGAGACAAUAUUGGAGUUAUCUUUGAGUGACAUGUUUAUACUUUUUGUGCUAUUGUACAUUAAUAGCUAUGUAUUUAUGCUGAAAUAUAGCAUUUGCCAUUUUUCUUGGUUUAAUUGCUGCAGCUUCCUACAUUCAUCAAAGGAUGAAUAUGUCAAAAUCUAUAACAUU